AUGUUCCAGAGGUUCGCCAGCGCUCUGUUCGGGGAUGACAUGGAGGAGCUGAGCCGAGGAAACCGACCAGGAGACGGGAAAGAGGAGGAGGAGGAGGACGAAGACUGGAUCCUGGUCAACUACCUGGGUAAGAGCGAAAUUUAAUAUAAGUGUGAAAAACAUCCAAUCAGAGGGCAGGAAAUGUGACGUACUGUUGGGGGGUCUGCAGCCUCUCAGUUUCUGAACUCUUUAGGUCUGUGGUGAUCUGAGUGGACAGUGAUGGGGGGGCGGUGCAGAGGUGGGAAAACACCAAAACUAAAAUGGCGAGCCCUCCAGGAGAAGUUUCCUGUGACACUAAACACAAGGAUCUUUGUGUCUCUGAUAUUCAAAAAUCAAAAACCACCGAAGAUACAGACUCUGAAAGUGAUGAAACAGGUCGUUCAGACAUUCUGUCUACUUUGACCUGCUGUGUUUCUUCACCUGAUCUUCGCUCAGCUUUAUGUCAUAAACAGGAGAGGAGGUCCUGUCGGAGGUCGGGGUCGACUCAAAGUUUUCUUCCAUCGGUCAUUAAAUCCGUUUAGCUCUGACAACGUUCCCCUCUCAGCUCGUUUGUGACCUUUAAUCAAACGUAUCUGCAGCUCGCUCUAUAAGAACACAGAGCCUCAUGUUUUACACACCGUCUGCACGUGCACGUGCACGAGGCUUUCUAAUGACAGAGCGGUUUGCAGUGAUCCAAAACUAAGACAAUGUUGAGUCACAUUGAAGCAGCUGACUGUAGAAGGACCCUGAACCAGUCAGGUGUCAGGUCGACUGUGCAGCAGGUUUAUCCCACCGAAGACCCCCAGAAACAGGAGUCUGUGUUCCAGCAGCAGGACCAGGAAAGUCAGGGAAAGUCAGGGAAAGUCAUGGAGACUUUUAGAAACAUCAUUGGCAGCAUGAAGCUGAAGUUUAGGAGAAGUUUUCAUAUUUAUCAGGUCGGUGUUUCCAUGCUCAGUUUUAUAAAGACUAAUGAAGACCAGAACAGGACUGCAGUCUGCAGAAGAUCCAGUUAGCAGGUCCUGAUGAGAGAAAACAACCCGACAGGCUCAGAGACAGAUCCUGUUUAACUUUAGAGUCCAGCCAAGUUUCCAGAGCCCAGAUCAAAAAAAGACCCCCGUCAAAACAGACACCAAGUUCAACAAGUCACACACACACACACACACACACACACACACACACUGACUGUACACAGAAACCCGACACACUGCAGCGACUCCAGGUGGCUCUGACCCAGCUGGUUUGGCCCACGGUUCACCCGGGCUGGACUGGUCUCGACCCGUCUCUGAUUCCACAGCCGUGUGAAUACCUGAGGAGGGAGGGGGGAGAAACAGAGGCGGUGUGGCCCACUUCAGCUGGAGGGGGGAGGAGAGAGGGUGAGGGUGAGGGAGAGAGAGAGAGAGGGUGAGGGUGAGGGAGAGAGGGAGAGAGAGAGAGAGAGAGAGAGAGGGAGAGAGAGGGAGAGAGGCAUCAGGCAGUUUAUGGAAGUCAACCUGUAAACAGGUCAAACAAAAGCAGCAGCAGAGGAAGUAAAAAUAGACUCUGCUGGAGCUGGAGGACAUGUAUGGACACAGAGCUGCAGACACACACACACACACACACAGACACACACACACACACGCACACACACACCUGGAUGCAGGGUUGUGUUUCAGGUGGAGGUACAGACUGUCCCUGCAGAGACGACCAGACCCCCAGGAUGGUUUUAGAGUCAGGCGUGGAUUUGAGACGGCAGAGAAGGUCAGAUAACUGAGGAGGACGUGCAGCUGAAGAUCAUUAGACAGGAGCGUAGAUCCAUGAGAUGAUGUCAGGGCUUUUCCCGCCUCUUAUCAAACCGCCGUUUUUACCCACCGUACUGGGUUUGAAGAGAAGAUCCAGGUCACUUCAGUGCUGGUUAUAUUGGGUUAAAACAGCAGCAGGUGAAGUGUUGAGAAACUCUGACGUUCAAAAAUUUAGUCUCUCCGAACUUUUGAAGAGUCUGUGGGAGGAGGAGGAGGAGGAGGAGGAGGAGGAGGAGGAGGAGGAGGAGGAGGAGGAGGGGGAGGAGGAGGAGGAAGAGGAGGAGGAGGAGGAGGAGGAGGAACUGCAGACGGAUAAACGUCAAAAUAUCUCUGAUGAAAACAAACCUGAACGAUCAGAUUUCUGCAGCGUGUACACUCGUCCUGCAGACACACACACAAACACACACACACACACACACACACACACACACACACACACAAGCAGCAGGAAAUUUAUGUGUGUGUGUGCACACCAGCUGCUCAGGUGUUAACACAGAGACCACAUAAACAGAGCUGUGAGUGUGAGUGUGUGUGUGCACGUGUGUGUGUGCACGUGUGUGUGUGAGGUUGGUGAUUGUUUAUUACAGAUGUCGCUGGUUGAUGCACGUGUACGCGUGCACGUUUGCAGCUCCGCCUGCACGUCGAUCAUGUCGAGCAGCUGAAGUGAGUUUGUGGGUUUCUCGGUCCUUCUGUGGACCCUGAGGAGGUCUGUGCAGGACUGUGUAGGUCUGUGUAGGUCUGUGUAGGUCUGUGCAGGUCUGUGUAGGUCUGUGUAGGUCUGUGUAGGUCUGUGUAGGUCUGUGUAGGUCUGUGCAGGUCUGUGUAGGUCUGUGCAGGACUGUGCAGAACUGUGCAGGACUGUGCAGGACUGUGUAGGUCUGUGUAGGUCUGUGUAGGUCUGUGUAGGGGGUCCGCUGGUCUUUGAUAAUCCACAUUGACCUCAUUAACGCUGCCGAACAGCAGAGCCGCCCCCCUGCUGUGCAGAUGACACCUCUGGAGGGAGUCGGUCAGCUGAUGGCGGCUCGUCUCCAGGCCGAGAGGAUCAGGUGUCCGGCGCUGAUUCAGCAGUCUGUCUGGUGUGUUGUGGGUAAACAAGGAUUCCUCUGUGAACUCCACCGCUGGUGUCGACGCCACGUGUGGAGAUGAGCUCCAAACACUGGGGGGGGGGGGGUUUAAAUCCAUACUGUAAACAGAGGGGGGGGGUCUGCUGAAGGAGGUCUGCUGAAGGAGGUCUGCUGAAGGAGGUCUUCAGUCAGUCUGCAGCUGCUCCACAGGUCUGAGAGCAAACACAAGAGAGAUGAACCUGCAGACAUGCAGAUGCUGCUCCACAUCCUGGUGUUUCUGUCGACCUUUGACCUCCAGUAUUGUCCCGGCUGAUGAGACAAAGAUGAAAAACAUCAGUGAGAGUUCGGUCCUGAUGAUCAGAGUUCACAAACGUGAUGUUUGAGUUUACAGAGACGUGGUGGAAAAGACAAACAGCAGGGGGUCAAAGGUCAGAAACUCUCCGAGCAUCAACGUUUGACUCAUUCAGGGGUGAAAGUUCAUCAGUGAAAAAUGUAAAUAUUUAUUUAUUUACAACAACAUGAACCAAAGAGCUGAACGACAAAAAUCAGAACCAAUAAAUAAAAACAAUAAAAGAAAAUAAAUACAGUAAAAUAAAGUUUACAGGGUUUUAAACUCCAACACUUUUAAAUAUGUUUUUAAUCAGGAUCAGGAAAGACUCAGGUCACCAAUGACAACCAGGAGAGGAACCAGCAGCAGCUCCGCCUUAAACUGACGUUGGCUCCGCCCCUGAGUUAUCUUUAGCUCCACAGAUCCGGUUCAAGGCCGACUGACUCCAGACUCUGUUUACUGGUCGUGGUCGGGUUUACUGUACCUGACUGAUGAUGGGGGGGGGGGUGAUCAGCUGUUUCCUGCAGAGUUCCUGCCGCUCUGAGACGGCGUGCUGCAAACACAAACAUGUGUGCAUCAGCUGAGAGAAGGUCAACGAAUCAGGACGGAGGAUUUUAACAUGAGAAAUCAAGUUUAAGACAAAGCGACCAUAUAUGGGCGUAAUAAGACAGUAAUAAUAUAGAUAUACGACCAUAUUUGGGUAGAAGUCACUUCCUGUCGAUGUAACGUGUCCGUUGUUCCUCCUGCAGCUGACGCCUGCUCCGCUCAGUGCGGCGACAGUCUCUCCAGAUCCGCCGCCGGUCCUGAGGAAGAGGAGGACGAUGAAGACCUGGUGAUGAUCCCCUCCCCCAUGGCCAGCCCCCCCAUCCGCUACGCCUCCUGCACCUCCCUCAACUCCACAGCCGACACCGACCCGGACGGCGGGGCGGAGGAGGACGAGGAGACGGAGGACGAGGAGGAGAGCGGCUUCCUGCGCCUGGACGCCUGUUCUCUGGAGGAGAGCUGGUUCGUCACGCCGCCGCCCUGCUUCACGGGCCGAGGAAACAAACCCAUCCUCCUGGAGACCAGCCCCCUGGAGAACCUGCUGAUCGAGCACCCCAGCAUGUCCGUGUACGCCCACCACAGCCCCCCCAGGCUGACCCUGGACGCACUGCCGCGCUCCCUCGACCUGGAGCUGGGCCUGCUGGCUGGAAACAUGUCCGGCGCCCAGACGGCUUCAGGCGGGAAGGAGAAAGGUCGGCGGUCUCUGGACGGCCCCCGUCACAGGUGAACGACAGAACCCGCUCUGUAAACGCUCGAACCGUCGCUCGGUCCGGGCCGUACUCACUCUCUGCUUCUUGUCUUUGUCCCCCCCUUCAGGCCGGAGGUCGCAGUCGUCCAGCGCCGCUCCAGCCUCCACUCUGCCUGCUACGCCGCCGCUCUCUCCGCCCGCCCCGGCCUCCUGCAGCCCCGAGCUGGGAACGCCACCCAACGCACCCAACCGCUGUCCCGUAACGCCCUGAGACGCCACAACCUGCUGCGCCCCCCCAAGGCCGGCACCGUCCACCUGCACCAGCCGAGCCAGAGACACCUCAACUUCUGA
Xyrichtys novacula (pearly razorfish) is the source of this 4770-nucleotide messenger RNA. NCBI's taxonomy places the organism in Eukaryota, Metazoa, Chordata, Actinopteri, Labriformes, Labridae. The record is from the annotation of a GenBank genome assembly.